ACGGUUGAUAAUAAUAAUAUAGAAUUUUGAAUCAAAUCUUUCUGAAAUGAAAAAUUAAAUGUAUUAAUUCAUGAUCAAUUUUCAAUUUCUUAGUACUAUUGUAGAAUAUUAAUUAAUUUGUAUUUUUUUUAAGCUAAUUUAUUAUACAAUUUAUAAUGAAUACAUUUUGUAAAUGUUUGUAUUUUAUGCAUCCAAAACACUUAAAAUCAUUAACUUUAUUGAGUCAAAGGAAAUUUUCUCAGAAUCAUUUAUUAGUAAAAAAUGAACCAUCCUAUUUUUUAAUAAAUCAUGUAGAUGCAAUAUCUGUUAGACUAAGAAGCAGUGAUACCCAAACAGAUUUGAAAGUAACUUCAGCAAAUAGUGAUGUCUUACUGACUUGUAUUAAAACAGCAAAUAAUACAAGUGAUGUGCUUGAAAUGUUAAGACUUCAUAUUACAGUUAUGACACUACCACAACACUUAAAAGCACUAAACACAAUUUUCCAUUUACAAAAAACUCAUAGUAAAAUGUUAUCAAAUGAAGAUUUAAUUCGAAGUCCUGAAUUUACAGCAUUGUGUCAUAAAAUCAUAAAUCAUGCUAGAUAUUUAGAUCUAAAUGAUGUAUUAAAUAGCAUUAAAUGUUUAUCAUAUUUAAAAGUAUCAGUGAAGAGUAACAUAAUGCAAAUGAUGCUACAAAUAAUUAGUAAAAUGAUUAAUGAGUUAUCUUUACAACAAAUGACAUUUCUUCAUUUUUUAUUAAAAGAUUUGGUAUCAUGUCCUUUGGUUGAUGCUUUAAAGUUAGCGUUACCAAUAGUUUUUGAAACUCAAAUAAGAUAUAAAAUGGUUGAGAAUUUACACUUAGAAAUUGAGUUUCUUAAUUAUAUUACUAAACACAGAUUAUCACAAAAUACAUUUGACUUAGUCAUGUCAAGAAUUGUUAAACAUUUUGAUCAAAUCAACCCUAGUUUAGUAAAAAAUUUGGUCUGUUCUCUGUAUAGUUAUGGUUUCUCAACUGAGCAAUAUAUUAAUAUAAUAAACAAAUGUUUGAAUAUCUUGAUAACGCAUUCAGAUUCAUAUUUGACUGUUAAUGAUAUAGAAGCAGUUCUAUCAAAAAUGAUAAGUAAAACUCAAAAUGAAUCUAGUUUAUUUUAUAAUGAACCUUUUUCAAAUUACAUUGUUGAACUAUUAAUAAAAAAGCAAGCUGACUUUGAGACAUUGUCAUACAUUAUUAAAAAAUUUAAUAAAAUUGGAUUUGUUAGCUUCAAACUUCUAAAUCAUAUGACAUGUCUUUUAAUUGCUUCUCCACAUAUUUUAAGUGAAAUCAAGUUUGGAAAUUUACUGUCAUACAUUGCAGGUUGUGCUAUUGCUGAUUACAUACCUCCCGGUUUUUAUGAACUACAACCUAAUAUUUUAAAACGGUUGAAUUUACAGAAGGAUGUUUUAGAACUACCCUGGUUGAUUCUAGCUCUUGAUUUAGUUAUUUUAGAAUGUUGGUCGGAAGAAUUGAUAAACAGAAUAUUUUCUAGGUCAUUUCUUCAAUCAUUUUUGAGUCGAGAUAACCAAUUAGAUUAUUACACUUUAGUGCAACUUUACCGUGCAGUAAUAACUCUUUACCCAGGUGGUUAUAAAGGACCAUUACCACCAGAUGAUAUUUUAGAAAAAGCUUUUAAAUAUUUUCAUCCAAAUAUAGAAGACUAUCCAUUAAAAGUUGCGUUAGAGCAUGGAUUGGGUGGUGAAGAUUACGUGUUAACAUCAGUUCGUAGUAAAUUAGGACAUUUAAUAGAUCAUGUAGUGGUUAUGAGACCUGGAGGAUAUCCAGUAUCAAUUCAAAAAGAAGUAAAGAAAAAUCCAUCAGAUGUAAUGCUUGAAGACAUUGUUAAUUCAAGUAAUAAUAAGGUAAUAUGCAUUAUGUUCUGCAAGUCAACAAAUUAUUCAAUCAAUCUUGAACGCCUCAAAGGUCCUAAUGCAAUGAUGAUCAGAACUAUUGAAUCCAUGGGUCUACCUGUAUUAGGAAUAUCAAAAAGAAUUUGGGAUAGUCUUAUAGAUUAUGAAAAAAUACCGUAUAUUAUGAGAGAAUUAAAAUCAAAAACUGAAUUAAAUGAAAAAAAGGAAAAUAUCUAACUAUUAAAAACAUUGUUAGCAUCUUGUUGUACACGUCAUAAUGUAAAAUUAUUAAAAAAUUAUUGAAGUUAAACUAAUCAUUUUAAAUUGAAUUACCAAAAAUAAAAAAAUUCAAAUGUGAAUUUUUUUACAUCAAACCUCCCAAAUAUCUAAAUAUAUCAUAAUACUAAUAUUUCUAUAAUGAAAUUGUCUUUAGGUUAUUGUUAAAAAUAUAUAAUUUUCAAUUAAAUUUAACAUCUAGCAAAAUUAUGUUCUCUGAUAGGUUUAUACUAAAGAUGCUCUAUUUUAAUAUUAAUUCAUAUGUAUAAUUGAAUUAAAACAGAUCUUGUCUUAGUGUGCAGGUAUUGAAGGUCACUUUCAUUCUGCCGAACUCUAAAGUUCUAGAAUAUUAAAAGAAAUGAUUGUAAUAAUAAUUUUUUUGAAAAUUAAAACGGUAUGAGAAUAA
Daktulosphaira vitifoliae (grape phylloxera) is the source of this 2544-nucleotide messenger RNA. RefSeq lists its product as uncharacterized. The record is from RefSeq and is a predicted model, not a curated record. Lineage: Eukaryota; Metazoa; Arthropoda; Insecta; Hemiptera; Phylloxeridae. The coding region runs from base 156 to 2099 and encodes 647 amino acids. The transcript has 9 exons.